AUGAUUGAUGAACUGGACUGUACUGGACCGGGUCUUAACUUGCUUAGUUUAGCAACAGCAAGCCCUGUAGUUAGAGGAAAUGACACUGAUCGACAGGCUUUACUCCAGUUCAAAGCUAAGAUAACUGGUGAUCAGCUCAACAUUAUGGAGUCCUGGAAUAGCUCCAUUCACUACUGUCAAUGGAUUGGUGUUACAUGCGGUCGCAAGCAUCGAAGAGUCACCAAGCUGAAACUUCGAAUCCUCGAACUCUCUGGAUCAUUGUCACCCUACAUUGGAAAUUUGAGCUUCCUCAGGGAGUUAGAUCUUGUGGGCAACAGCUUCUACAACCAAAUUCCUCAAGAAAUCGGUGGUUUAAGAAGACUGGAAGCAUUAGACCUCACCAAUAACUCCAUCAGUGGUGAAAUUCCUUCUAAUUUAUCUGCUUGUUCCAAGCUUAUAAUAGUUUAUAUGAGCGGCAACCAGCUAACGGGAGAAAUACCUUCUUUGCUGGGUCUCUUGUCAAACCCGAAAGUAUUGGGUUUUUCCCACAACAGUUUGAAAGGGAAUAUCCCAUCUUCACUGGGGAACUUGUCAUCCCUGGAGGAACUUCAUUUGUCGCAUAAUGGAUUAAGUGGGAUUAUACCUGAAGCUCUUGGACAACUGAGAAAUCUUUCACUUUUCUCCGUUUUCGAAAAUGCAAUUUCUGGUAUUGUUCCUGUCGCAAUGUUUAAUCUCUCCAAUAUUAGAGCCUUUGAUAUUGGUGUAAACAAGAUUCAAGGUACUCUUCAUUUUGAUUUAGAAAUCAAUAUGCCUCAUCUUGAGUUCUUUUCUGUAGGGGAAAACCAAAUCUCUGGAAAAAUUCCAAUUUCAGCAUCCAAUGCCACAAAUCUUAAUGUACUUGAAUUUAAUGGAAACAGGUUCAAUGGAAAUGUGCCUUCAUUAGAAAAGCUAGAUAAACUGUUUAACCUUGAACUAGGAGAAAAUCAUUUGGGACAUGGGAGAGAAGGUGACUUGAACUUUCUUUGCACUUUAGUCAACAAUACCAAACUAAGAUAUCUAGCUAUAGGCAAAAAUAAUUUUGGAGGGGAAUUUCCGAAAUGCAUUAGCAAUUUUUCUAGCACGGUUCAGGGUUUAGUGAUGGGUGGGAACAACAUUUUGGGACAAAUCCCAGAUGGGAUAGGAAAUCUUAUCAAUUUGGAGGUGCUUGAAGUCUCAAUAAGUCAACUAUCAGGUCCCAUUCCCUUUAAUAUUGGGAGGCUUCAAAAGCUAAAAAUAUUUUCCGCUAAUAUUAAUUUUUUCACUGGGACUAUUCCCCACUCCAUUGGAAAUUUAACAGAGUUAAUCGGACUUAGUUUAAAUUUUAACAAUCUUCAUGGCAGCAUUCCUUCAGGUUUAGGUAAUUGCAAAAAAUUGCUUGUAAUGGAUCUUUCUAGUAACAAUCUUAGUGGACCAAUACCCCCUGAAGUACUUGGACUUCCAUCCUUGUCCAUUGUAUUAAAAUUAUCCUCUAAUUAUUUGACUGGUGAACUUUCUAUUGAAGUAGAAAAACUAAAAACUCUAGGUGAAUUGGAUGUUUCUCAAAAUAGAUUAUCUGGUUUGCUUCCAAAAAAUCUAGGUAGUUGUGUAAGUCUAGAGAAGUUGUUCUUGGAAGGCAAUUUGUUUGAAGGACCCAUUCCAUCAUCUUUGAGUUCAUUAAGAGGUCUUGAGGCAUUGGACUUAUCUGACAAUAAUCUUUCCGGUGGGAUUCCAGAAUUUCUUGUGCGAUUUGGGGCAUUAAAGUAUCUAAAUCUCUCUUUCAAUGAUUUGGAGGGACUAAUACCAAGUGAAGGAGUAUUUAAGAAUGCAAGUGCUACAUUUGUCGAGGGAAAUAGUAAGCUUUGAGGAGGCAUCCCUGAAUUACACUUGUCGAGGUGUAACUCCAAAACAUCAGCAAACACAUCCCAUAAAUUGAAGAUCACAAUAAUUGUUGUGAUUUCAGGAGUGACUUUAGUAUUCUCUAUUUUCCUCAUCAUCUGGUUUAGAAAGAAAAAAGAGCAGAAGCCAACGACAACUCAUGUAGAAAAUUCCCUUUUACAGUUAUCAUACCAAAGCAUCCUAAGGGCUACUAACGGAUUCUCCCCUCAGAAUUUGGUUGGUUCGGGAAGUUUCGGAUAUGUAUACAAAGGAAUUCUUGAAGCGAAUGGAGCAUUUAUUGCAGUAAAGGUGUUUAAUCUUCUGAAUCAUAGAGCUUCCAGGAGUUUUUUGGUUGAAUGCGAGGCUUUGAAGAACAUUCGACAUCGUAAUCUUGUCAAGGUAUUAACAGCCAUUUCAGGUAUCGAUUAUAAAGGCAAUGAUUUUAAAGCCUUGGUUUAUGAGUUCAUGGAAAAUGGAAGCUUGGAGGAUUGGCUACAUCCAUCUGUUGCCAUGAGUAAACCAGAGACAUUGAGAAACCUAAAUUUCUUUCAAAGACUUAAUGUGGCCAUAGAUGUUGCGCAUGCACUCGAAUAUCUGCACCAUCGUUGUGAGAUGCCGAUCAUUCAUUGUGACCUCAAGCCUAGCAAUGUUUUACUCGAUGGGGAAAUGGUUGGUCAUAUAAGUGACUUCGGCUUAGCAAAAAUCCUUUCUGGAGAAUGGCCAAACAAUUCUACUAAUGAAUCAAGCUCCCUUGGAGUAAGAGGAACAAUCGGCUAUGCUCCACCUGAAUACGGCAUGGGAAGUGAGUUGUCAACAAAUGGCGAUGUGUAUAGCUAUGGCAUCCUCUUGUUAGAGAUGUUAACAGGGAAAAGCCCAACAAAUGAAAGGUUUACAGAAGGUUUAGGUCUUCACAACUUUGUCAAAACAGCUUUGCCUGAUCGAGUGGUUGAGAUUAUAGAUCCCAUUCUUCUACAAGAAAGUGGUCUUAACUUGCUUCGUUUAGCAACAGCAAGCCCUCUAAUUAGAGGAAAUGACACUGAUCGACAAGCUCUACUCCAGUUCAAAGCCAAGAUAACUGGUGAUCCACUCAAGAUUAUGGAGUCCUGGAAUAGCUCCAUUCACUUCUAUCAAUGGAUCGGUGUUACAUGCUGUCGCAAGCAUCGAAGAGUCACCAAGCUGAAACUUCGAAUCCUCAAACUCUCUGGACCAUUGUCACCCUAUAUUGGAAAUUUAAGCUUCCUCAGGGAGUUGGGUCUUGUGGGCAACAGCUUCUACAACCAAAUUCCUCAAGAGAUGGGUGGUUUAAGAAGACUAGAAGCAUUACACCUGGCCAAUAACUCCAUCGGUGGUGAAAUUCCUUCCAAUUUAUCUGCUUGUUCUAAGCUUUCAUCAGUCAAUAUGAUGGGCAAUCGACUAAUAGGAGAAAUACCUGCUUCGUUGGGUCUCUUGUCAAACCUGAAAGUAUUGGGUUUUGUCCACAAUAGUUUGAGAGGGAGUAUCCCAUCAUCGUUGGGGAACUUGUCAUCCUUGGAGAAACUUGGUUUAACGUAUAAUGCAUUUAGUGGGAUUAUACCUGAAUCUUUUGGACGACUGAGAAAUCUUUCAGUUUUCGCCAUAUUCGGAAAUGCAAUUUCUGGUAUUGUUCCUAUAGUAUUGUUGUUGGAACAUUGA
Messenger RNA from Gossypium arboreum, 3543 nucleotides. Its product is annotated as probable LRR receptor-like serine/threonine-protein kinase At3g47570. Gene Ontology annotation, molecular function: ATP binding; protein kinase activity; protein binding. The transcript is spliced from 4 exons. The record is from RefSeq and is a predicted model, not a curated record. Lineage: Eukaryota; Viridiplantae; Streptophyta; Magnoliopsida; Malvales; Malvaceae. Gene Ontology annotation, biological process: protein phosphorylation.